CCCGCGAGGGGGCGUGGCACACCCGGGGUUGGGGGCGGGCUAGCACGUGUUGGGCGCGCAAGCGCUCGGUGCUACGGCUGACCAUUGAGGUGGCGGCCAUGGGGCGUUCGAGUUGGCGGUUGGUGUUCGCUGCUGGCGCGGGUCUCGCGCUGGCCCUAGAGGCACUGCCGUGGCUGAUGCGUUGGCUGUUGGCUGGGCGGCGGCCACGGCGCGAGGUGCUCUUCUUCCCCUCACAGGUGACCUGCACGGAGGCUUUACUGCAGGCCCCAGGGCUGCCCCCCGGGCCCUCCUCGGGCUGCCCGUGCAGCCUCCCGCACAGCGAGAGUUCGCUGAGCCGCCUGCUGCGCGCGCUCUUGGCCGCCCGCUCCAGCCUGGAGCUCUGCCUCUUCGCCUUCUCCAGCCCGCAGCUGGGGCGUGCAGUGCAGCUGCUGCACCAGCGCGGGGUGCGCGUGCGGGUCAUCACCGACUGCGACUACAUGGCCCUCAACGGCUCUCAGAUCGGCCUGCUGCGCAAGGCAGGUAUACAGGUACGGCAUGACCAGGACCUCGGCUACAUGCACCAUAAGUUUGCCAUUGUUGACAAGAAGGUGCUCAUCACUGGCUCCCUCAAUUGGACCACACAGGCCAUCCAGAACAACCGUGAGAACGUUCUGAUUAUGGAGGACACCGAGUAUGUGCGGCUGUUCCUGGAGGAGUUUGAGCGCAUCUGGGAAGAAUUUGACCCUACCAAGUACAGCUUUUUCCCCCAAAAGCAGCGAGGGCACUGACCUACUUCGGCUUGUUCAGUCUUCCAGCUUGUUCUGAUGUUCCCUCCUGCUUUGCAUGAGCCUUUCCUGGCUGGCUGGGGAGCAGCUGAUAGUCUUCCUGUGCAUGCAUCCCCACCAGAGGUUAGGAAGGAGGGGACAGUGUUGGACGGUGCUGUAGGCCAUCCUAGUAGUUGGCUAGAUAGGCAGCAUCCUCUUCUGGGCAUCAUUAGACGUGCCUCCUAGUAUACUGACCUUCAGCAGCUGGCAUCGUCUCCCUGCAGUGUCAGUCACUGGUGAGCACUGCCAGUUGGCCAUGCCUGUACCUGUGCCAGGCUUUUCCACGCCCCUCCCAUUUAGAGCAAUGCUGUGGACUCAGGAGUGGCCUCACCUCUAGCACCUUUGGUGACUCCAUGGACUCACUCAUGACUUUUUGCUCAGUAGUGGAUCAGAGGUUGAUGUCAAAGGGAAUAUUGGAGCUAUGCAGAUUGCCCGGCUGCUGCAUCCGCUCCAGUGGGCAUUUACAGGAGUCGAGGAACUGCUUCUCACAUGGAUCUGUGACAUGCUUCAAGUUAUUUUAUGUAUUACUUUUUAAUUUUCUAUAUUCUUUGUAUAUAUUCCAAAUGACUUCCCCUUUCCUGGUUUCUCCCUCCCCAUAAAUCCCAUAAGCCCUCUUCCCUCAAGUUAUUUUUUUUAUAUGCAUGUGGUGAAGUGACAUGACUACAGCUUUGUCAUUGUUCAUGCUUGUGGGCGUGACAAGCUCCACAUGGCUCCCUAGUCUGUCUGAGUGGAUGAAGUGGCCUUCAGUUAACAGCAGAUGCCACACAAUGCAUGUUUUCUCACUUUAAAAUUUUUUUCAGGGGAGAAGGUGAGGAGGGCCUCACUUGUGUAGCCCUGGCUGGCCUGGGCUCACUAUGUGACCAGGCUGGUCUUCAGUUCAGAGCUCUGCCUGGGACAGGCAUGCACCACCAUGCCCAGCUGUUUUCGUACUCUGUAAUGUUCCUUUUACUUAGUGUUAGACAAGUAAACUUGAUGUUGAUAUUCCAAAAGAUUUAACAGAAACUGUAAAGUAUAAUAUACUCAGAAUAAGUUAUGUUGGAUAAGUUCCUAUCCUUUUGAAGCCUGUGGAUUGUUUGUACUCUUAAGAGGAAGGAGAGAGAGAGAGAGAGAGAGAGAGAGAGAGAGAGAGAGAGAGAGAGUGUGUGUGUGUGUGUGUGUGUGUGUGUAAGAUCACAAAGUGUCCCUUGAGUAACAGUGUCUUUGAGGACCCUUAACU
Apodemus sylvaticus (European woodmouse) is the source of this 2019-nucleotide messenger RNA. It is a transcript of the gene Pld6, whose product is annotated as phospholipase D family member 6. Gene Ontology annotation, molecular function: RNA endonuclease activity producing 5'-phosphomonoesters, hydrolytic mechanism. Lineage: Eukaryota; Metazoa; Chordata; Mammalia; Rodentia; Muridae. The record is from RefSeq and is a predicted model, not a curated record. The transcript is spliced from 2 exons. The coding region runs from base 99 to 767 and encodes 222 amino acids. Gene Ontology annotation, biological process: piRNA processing. Gene Ontology annotation, cellular component: mitochondrion.